ACAGAUGACAGCUAUAAGCAGGAGUUCCUAGAGACCCACAACCAGUACAGGAGAAGGCAUCAAGCCUCAGACCUGACGAUAAGUGACGAGCUGUGUAGCUCUGCUCAAGAGUGGGCAGAUCACCUGCUGAGCAUCAAAACCCUUAAGCACAGUGACACAAAGAAUGGGGAAAAUGUGUAUUAUUCCUUUAGCUCUGCCACCAAGCAGCUCACAGGGAAAGAGGCUGUAGAAUGCUGGUACAGUGAGAUCAAGGAUUACAACUUUGAAAAACCAGGAUUUCAAUCCAAUACAGGGCACUUCACCCAAGUUGUGUGGAAAUCUACAACAGAGGUCGGAGUAGGAAUGGCUACUGAUGGAAACACUGUUUUUGUUGUUGGUCAAUACAGCCCUGCUGGAAAUAUAACCAAUGCUGGUUACUAUGAGAAAAAUGUCCUACCUGCAGCUGAAUAA
Molecule: messenger RNA, 450 nt
Organism: Myxocyprinus asiaticus (Chinese sucker)
Lineage: Eukaryota; Metazoa; Chordata; Actinopteri; Cypriniformes; Catostomidae
Product: Golgi-associated plant pathogenesis-related protein 1
Exons: 3
Cellular component (GO): extracellular region
Source: RefSeq, a predicted model, not a curated record